CCCAAUCAACUGCCUCUGGUUUUGGGCCCGGCUCUUUGAUCUCCGCCCUUUCUGUUCUGUUCAAUCCGGUGAGAACAGCAGCUACAGCUGCAGCCAUGGCGAAAUUGGACGAUUCUCUGCGGGUUCUGCACUUCGAUGACAUCCCUUCGUUCGAAGAAUUCUCUUCCACGAUCGAGCCUAGAAAUGUUCCCGCUGUCUUCAGAGGGGCUAUCAGGAACUGGGAGGCGAUCUCAAGGUGGGAUCCUGCCCGUGGAGGCCUCGAUUACUUGGAGGAAAGUAUUGGAUCUGUCACUGUGGAUGCUAUGCUAUCAAGUUCUGCUCCAGUUUUCUAUGGUGAUGUUCAAAGCCACGAGAGGGUUUCUUUACCAUUUGGCACCUUCAUCUCCUCUUGUAAACAUUAUGUUCAAAAAAAUGCGGAUAUGAGGAGUAGUUCCACCAUUGAACAAGAAGAGUUCUCAGCGUCUCAGGUGCAUUCUGAAGAAUCAUGUUCAACUUCAUUGGAUAGCUCUGAUCAAAUAUAUCUUGCACAGGUACCCAUUUUCAGUAAUGAAAGUAAAGACAAGUCUCCAUUGGGAAUUCUGAGCAAUGACUUACAAACGCCUGUAUUUGUCAGGGCAAAGGAAUUGACAUCUAUCAAUUUAUGGAUGAACAAGGCUCGAUCCAGGUCUAGCACUCACUAUGAUCCAUACCAUAAUCUGCUUUGCAUUGUUGCUGGUUCUAAACAAGUUGUUUUGUGGCCACCUUCUGCAUGUCCCUUUCUAUAUCCAAUGCCCAUACACGGAGAGUCUUCCAACCACAGUGCAGUAGAUUUAGAAAACCCUGAUCUUUUAGUUCAUCCUAGAAGUGAACACUCAUUGGAAUAUUCCCAAAAGAUCAUUCUUCAUUCUGGGGAUGCUCUAUUUAUUCCUGAAGGCUGGUUUCACCAAGUGGACAGUGAUAAUGUGACCAUUGCAGUGAACUUCUGGUGGAAGUCAUACAUAAUGUCUAACAUAUUAGAACAUAUGGAUGCAUAUUAUUUAAGGAGGAUAUUGAACAGAUUGGCGGGCAAGGAAAUGAAUUCUAUGCUGCAGAACAGUUCAGUUAUGAAUCUUGAAGGAAGAGAGAAGGCUGAAAAUGCAAAUGAUGCCGCAAAAGGUUGUUCUGAGUUUAAUUCAAAUAUUCGGAUGGAAAAUGUAAACGAGAAUGACACAAAACAAGGGCUAGACUUGCAGCAGCUAGAACCCUUUGCCCUCAGAAUGCUUUAUGAACUUAUAUCUUUGGUUCAUAAUGUUCUUAAAGUUGGUGGUAGAAAUGAAGCUAUGGAGCAUGCCUAUUUAAAAGGUUCAUCUGUCAGUUCACAAAAUGUAUACGGACAAACUGCAACUUUUAAUUCCUCUCUUCUGGUAGCUGACCCAGUUGCUAGCAUCUUCUGUGCUGUUGAACCGCAUGUUCUCAAGAAAGUGUUACUAGAGGGUAAUACUUUCCCAAGAACAUUGGAGACUCUCAUUCUACACGCACUUUCCCCAAUUGCGGCAGAAGUACUGACAAGGAAGUUUGAUGAGAUGGAUCAACAGAUGACAAAAGAACAGCAGCAUGAGUUUUACCAGAUAUUCUAUAGCGUAUUUGAUGAUCCAAAUACUGCAAUGGGUGCAAUUCUCAAGGGAAAGGAAACAUUUGCUUUUCAGGUAGUUAAGAAUGUACUGGAUCAGUACUUGGGAUUACGCGUUGAGAAGCCGGAAUAGUUCCCAGAUGAAGCUAAUUUAAUGUGAAAGUGACGCAACUUGGUGCAAUUAUGACACUAUUCAUACAAGAUAUUUCAGUUAUGGAGGCGGGUCCAUUGACACGAAGAUAGACGCUGGGGAGGCCCCGAGUAUUACUAUUGUCGAUCAUACCCGUGCACACUCUAGCUGGGAGUUGACGGAUCCACAGAUACAAUAUUAUGUGCGUUAAGCCGGCUUUUUUGAGUGUUCACAAAUUAAAUGGGUAAGACUUGAUUGGGCACUUUUGACGGCAUUGGUUGAAUGAUGGAGGCCCGAGACAAAUACUUUCCAUCUUCGCCAAGGAGAGGCGACGAUUACCUUACAGGAUGUUGGGGUUAUACUUGGCCUCAGAGUAGAUGGUGAUGCAGUGACGGGCAUCGAUGACUUCAAUUAUGCGACCAAGUGUGAAGAAUUGUUGGGUCACACUCCUACAAUGAAGGGGGGAAAGAUCAAACUCGAAUGGUUAAGGAAUAACUUUCAGAAUGUACCGAUCGAUGCGACUGAUGAGAUCAUUAAGCGCUAUGCCCGUGCAUAUAUUUUACAUAUGAUCGGUACUAUUCUGUUUCCGGAUUCCACUAAGGAUUCCGUGCACGUGAGAUGGUUACCGCUUCUUGGGGACCUAGAAGAGUGUGGAGAGUUAUCUUGGGGGAGUGCAGUGUUAGCCUACUUGUAUAGAGAGAUGACGAAAAUAGCACUCGUACAAAAUAAAGAAUUGAAGGGCUGCCUCACUUUGCUGCAGAUAUGGUCAUGGGAGCGAUUGCAUAUGGGAACACCUGAUUUGAGGGAGGCCCGCGCUCUCGAUGGGCAUAUUCCGUUAGGCUGCAGAUGGAAUGUGUCCAGAUCUUGGCAAACCUCUCCAAAGGGGCAUGAAAACUUUUACAGAAAUGAGCUUGAUCAGAUGGAGGAUGAACAGGUCAAAUGGAUGCCCUACGAGCUAGUGUUGGAGUCACUACCGGAUAUUUGCCGAGAAGGUGAGGAUGUAUGGCGUGCUCGCGUCCCCCUUAUAUGCUUUGAGAUUGUCGAAAUGCACUUGCCUGACCGUGUGCUUCGACAAUUUGGACUACGGCAACAUAUUCCAGCGCCUGUGGAGAGAAUAGAGAGAGAUCCAAGAAAAGGUGCACAUCGUGCUAAUUGGCAAAUAAUUCGCCAAAAUUACAUCCAUAGGUGGGUUUUAAGGGAGGAACAGGUAGUGAUGGAGAGGGCUGAUGCACCUGACCUAGGUGUGUACCUACGGUGGUAUUGGGGGAUUACUCGCCGGUGGAUAUUUCAGGAAAACAAAGCCCCGAAGGAGUACAUACCAAGAGGCCCAGUCGAGAGAGAGUUGGUACAAGAGCUCGAGGAGCUUUCUACUAUGGCACAUGACGCAUUGCGUACGACUACCGAGCAGGAGCCGAGGAACAUGUUCCUUCGAAUGAUAAAAAAGAUACGGUCGGCUCUUCAGAGGACGCGUCAUGCAAGCCGUGAUGGACGGGAGGAGCGACCAAUUGAGUACGGGCGGCGACGUCGACGAGGACACACGGGGGUGGGAUCAAGCUAUGCGCAUGAUGAAGCUGGCGGCUCACAGCAGACUCAGGCCGAAUGUUCACAGGCGGUUCGAGACGACGCGGAUGUCAUGCACUCCCAACUUCACACACAACCGGACGAGGAACUUAUCCGAGCUCACGUCGAAGGUGAUCGAGGAAGGGGGAGAGGAAGAAGAGGGAGAGGGAGAGGGAGAGGAAGAGGGAGGGGAAAGGGCGUUGUUGAUAUUUGUUAAGUUUCGAUGGACUUGAUAGGAUGUUUGCGUUUGAGUUGCAAUUUGGACUUGAUAUGUUGUUUGUGUUGCGAUGGAUUUGAUAUAAUGUUAAGUUUGCGAAUAUGAAUUGUACGUAUUAUAUUUGUG
Asparagus officinalis (garden asparagus) is the source of this 3621-nucleotide messenger RNA. Its product is annotated as serine/threonine-protein phosphatase 7 long form homolog. Bases 96 to 1721 code for a protein of 541 amino acids. Gene Ontology annotation, biological process: meristem maintenance; meristem development. Gene Ontology annotation, molecular function: 2-oxoglutarate-dependent dioxygenase activity. Lineage: Eukaryota; Viridiplantae; Streptophyta; Magnoliopsida; Asparagales; Asparagaceae. The record is from RefSeq and is a predicted model, not a curated record. The transcript is spliced from 21 exons.